Rhincodon typus (whale shark) is the source of this 4608-nucleotide messenger RNA. RefSeq names its product trafficking protein particle complex subunit 9 (gene trappc9). NCBI's taxonomy places the organism in Eukaryota, Metazoa, Chordata, Chondrichthyes, Orectolobiformes, Rhincodontidae. The record is from RefSeq and is a predicted model, not a curated record. Gene Ontology annotation, cellular component: trans-Golgi network. The transcript has 23 exons.
CUCCGAGCGUGAGGCUGACAUAUGCCAUCAUGCGCAUCCCCGAUCUUGAGCGAUAGGUGCGCGCGUGACCAAACCGAGCAUGAGCCGGCUGAGUCCGUGUGUGAUGGCAUGAGCCUGCUGGCCAAUUACAAACAGUAAGGGACAACGACUUCCUGACUCGGCCGGUAGCGCGCCUGCUUACAGCCCCGGCAAACUUCUGACAGCAGUGGGGGUGGUUGCUCAUUUCUUACAGAUUUCGCUCAGCUGUUUGCGAGGAUUUCAUUUGAUGGAGAAUGAGUGUCCCUGACUAUAUGCAGUGUGCUGAGGACCACCAGAGUCUUUUGGUCAUUGUGCAACCUGUGGGAAUUGUACCAGAAGAACAAUUCUUCAAGAUUUACAAAAUAAUAACUUCUGCCAAUCAGAUUAAUCUUCGAGAUUCACAACGAGUUCUAUAUAUUCGUUACAGACACCAUUAUCCUCCUGAAAAUAAUGAAUGGGGAGACUUUCAGACUCAUCGGAAGGUUGUAGGGUUAAUAGCUAUCACACAGUGUUGUAAUGCAAAGGAUUGGCCACAGACAUCAGAGAAAUUUCAUCUGCAGAAAGAAAUUUAUGGUUCUACACUGUAUGAUUCGAGGUUAUUUGUCUUUGGACUACAGGGGGAAAUUGCUGAGCAACCUCGCACUGAUGUUGCAUUUUAUUCUAGUUACGAUGAAUGUGAAACCAUAGAGAAGAAAGUGGAAGACUUUAUUGAAUCAUUAUUCAUUGUUUUGGAAUCCAAACGUCUUGACAGAGCAACGGAUAAAUCAGGAGACAAAAUUCAAUUACUGUGUGUGCCAUUUGAAAAGAAAGAUUUUGUAGGCCUAGAUACAGAUAGCAGACAUUAUAAGAAGCGUUGCCAGGGCAGAAUGCGGAAACAUGUCGGUGACCUUUGUUUGCAAGCAGGCAUGCUGCAAGAUGCUCUUGUGCAUUACCAUAUGGCUGUCGAACUUCUUCGAUCUGUGAAUGACUUUCUCUGGUUGGGAGGUGCACUGGAGGGUUUGUGCUCAGCUUCAGUAAUUUACCAUUAUCCAAGUGGUACUGGGUCAAAACCUUCAAUUCGCAGAGCUAAUAAUAUGUGUUUGCCAUCUGAGGCUGGCAAGCGACAUCGACAUGGGGCACAGGAAGUUCUCAUUGAUCCAGGUACACUUUCUGAAGAGGAGAAGAUUCAGCGAUAUAGUGUCCUUUCUGAGUUAUAUGACCUGAUAGGUUUUCAUCGUAAAGCUGCCUUCUUCAAGCGUGUAGCGGCAAUGCAAUGUGUGACACCAUCAAUAGCUGACCCUGGGUGGAGAGCUUGUUACAAACUGCUGUUAGAGACAUUACCUGGAUAUAGCCUGUCACUGGAUCCCCAAGACUUCAGCAAAGGAACUCACAAAGGCUGGCCAGCGCUACAAAUGCGAUUACUCCACGAACUUGUUUAUGCUUCAAGACGAAUGGGAAAUCCUGCACUUGCAGUUCGCCAUCUGUCCUUCUUGCUUCAAACCAUGCUUGAUUUCCUCUCUGAUCAAGAGAAAAAGGAAGUUUCUCAGAGUUUGGAGAACUACACCACAAAAUGCCCUGGUACUAUGGAAAAUGUCACGCUACCUGAUGGUGUGAAAUUACCCCCAGUUCCUCUUACAAAACUUCCGAUUGUCAGGUCUGUAAAGCUCUUGAAUCUUCCACUUAACCUCCGCCCACAAAAAAUAAAAAACACUCUCAGUCAGAACACGUCCUCCAAGAGCCCUUUCAUUUACUCACCAAUUAUUGCACAUCACCGUGGUGAAGAAAGAAGUAAAAAAAUAGAUUUCCUGUGGGUGCAGGGAGACGUGUGUGAAGUUCAGUUGAUGGUCUAUAACCCCAUGCCUUUUGAACUGAGAGUCGAAAAUGUGGGACUCUUGGUUACAGGUGUUGAAUUUGAAUCCCUCCCAGCUGCACUCUCUCUCCCUGCUGAAUCGGGCUUAUACCCAGUCACACUAGUUGGUGUUCCACGUACGUCAGGACAGAUCAAUGUAAAUGGUUACCAAACUUCUGUUUUUGGUGUGUCCAGCGAGUGUGUGUUAGACAAUUUGCCUGGAGUGAAAACUAAUGGCUGCACUGUCGAAGUUGUUCCAGCUUUACCACGACUACAAAUUACUACAUCUCUGCCACGGUCUGCACACAUUCUGCUGCCAUCCUCAGGUGAUGAAGUAUCCAAUAGUGUAUCUAUUCAGUUGUUUAAUGGGGAAUUGCAACAGCUGACCAUCAAACUGGAGAAUAUUGGUUCAGAGCUUCUCGAAACAUUAGAGGUCUCUGCUAAGACCGUAAAUAAUAAAGAAAAACUGUAUGGGGACUUCCUGAGCUGGAACUUAGAAGAAUUGCAAGCACAAUUUCCACUUGAAUCUGGGAAGAUAGCUAUUUUUACAGUGAAUAUUCAAGUGAAAUUAGACUUCUCCUGUCAAGAAAAUCUACUCCAGGACCUGAAUGAUGAUGGAAUCAGUGUUGCAGGGUUACCCUUGUCGAGUCCUUUUCGACAGAAUGGCAAACCACGCUCAGAUAGCAAGUCUACUAUUUUGAAUUCAGCUGACACCAACAGUAAGAGUGAAUACAAUCAUAUAAAGGUAUGAUCAUGCAUCUGAAGUGUUGUGUACGAUGGAUCUUUUGGAAGUACCGAGGAUCGGAAGAACCUGAGUGUGUAUAUCCACAAGUCCCUCAAGCCAUCCUUAUAUGCCUUUUUCACAAAGGUGACUGGGUUGGAGGGGAGCUCCACCAGACAGUGCCACCUUCUCUUAGAUGUCUUCAAUUCAACAGAACAUGAACUAACUAUAAGUGCAAAAAGCAAUGAGGAUUUGAUCUUGCAUGCUGGAGAGUGCCAGAGGAUGGCCAUACAGGUUGACAAGUUCAACUUUGAAACACUUCCAACAUCAAGCAAAAUGCUAUGUACAGAAAACCUAAAGCAGAUGGAAGAGGAAAGACGUCAUGCUCAGGCUGCUGAGAUCAACAACAAAUUAAACAUCUGCUGGAAGAUCCCAUCUCUUAAUCGUGAAGGAGAAGCAAGUGUCGAAGGAGUUCUCAAUCAAUUGGUGCAGGAACAUUUACAGCUAGCUCCUCUGCAGUGGGAUGUUUUUGUAGCUGGGAAGCCCUGUGAUUGUGAUGUAGUGGUAGAGUGUCAGGCCGGUGACCCAACACCCCUGGAAGUGAAGCUGACCAAUCAGAGCAAGGGCACAGUCGGUCCUUUUGCCCUCACUGUCAUUCCAUACCAGGACUAUCAAAACGGCGUCCAUAACAAUGAUCUUGGGAAUGCUGUUACUUCAAUUGGAUCGAAUACAUUCUACAUAGAUGCGGUGAAAUCCACUGAAGAUUGUGUUUGCAGUGGAGCUCUCCUAUUCCUGUAUGCUGGAGAUUACUACUUGAAUAUAAAAUUUCACGAUGACAACUCAAAUAGGGAACUACCCCUUUCUUGGUUCUGCUUGCCAAGUGUUCAUGUGCGUGCCAUGGACCCAAUUCAACACGCAAAAUUUUAAAUUUAUAUGAAAGAAAAUAUUGUAAGAUUUAGUGAGUUAGAUCAUUGUAAAUAUUGACUAACCAGUCAUAUCUGCCAACAAGAUCUCACUGAAUAUUCUGGUUUAAGAUUACACUGGCAUUUGUCCAAAAAAAAAGCUUCUAGAUUUUUCUGUAAAGCUUGCUUAGCCAAAUUUUUACAUAUCCAAGGGAUUGAUAACUACUGUCAGUAAAAUUAAUCGUUAGUAAUAAACCUGUAUUAUAGAGGAGCCAGGGUGUACCUUUGAAUGAAAUAAAAGACACUUGGUCAUAGGUUGGUACACUAUCUGUUCUCUAAUCAGAACCUUGUUAAAAUUAUAAAGACAAAUUUACAUUUCUUGGCAUGGUUAGGUAAGAAACUGGUGCACAAUGAAAUUUAGUUGUUAAAAUUGUUUCAUAGAUUUUUGGCUGUUAAGAAUAAUGGGAAUAGAAGGAAGGUUGACAAAUAAUAUCAGUGUUGUAAUUAUGAAGGCAUGUAUUCUUUACAAGUCUGAUAUGACAAUGCUGUAAAGCUCAGUCUUAAUGCUCAGUUAAUUCCUCAUCUUUCCCAGUUUGUGCACUGUUCAAAUGUAUGGGCACAAUGUCUUGAUGGUCUGUUAUAUCUGUAUGGUACCUACAGUUGUUUUUGAAAGUAAGGCAACAUGUCCUGUUCACACUGCAAUGAAUUAGCUGCUGCCCUUCAGAGGUAUUAGUUAACUUUUCUUUUUCCCCCCCUAAGAUGUUAGUAAAACCAUUUUUAAUCUUACCAAUAAACAAUUUAAAAGAAAACAACUGGAAAGCCAGUUACAAACUCAGGGUUUUUUUACAUUUCAAAAUUGUUGUGAUUUAUGAAUAAUCAAUUUCAUGAUCACUUUACAGUUGAAUAUCUGCAAUUAUUAUAACAUAAUUAGAGUUGUAAAGAUUAGUGGGAUUAUGCCACAGUUUCAGUUGCAGUGUGAACAAGGCAAUGUCUUUCUUGUUCAUACAAAAUUCGGGAACUACUGUAACUGGCAUCUCUGUACACAAACCUAACGGCUAUUGUAAAGAUACGUUUCUCUUCCUGUACCUGCAAAACAUUGUAACUUUGGAAAUAAAUUUGGCUUGCAUGUUCAUCUGUAA